Molecule: messenger RNA, 2754 nt
Organism: Cladocopium goreaui
Lineage: Eukaryota; Dinophyceae; Suessiales; Symbiodiniaceae
Source: the annotation of a GenBank genome assembly
AUGCGUUGGCCCCUGCGAAACCAGAUCAUGCUGCCGAUGGUGGGUGUGAUCGUGGCUACCCUGUUCGCGGUGAGUGGCCUCAACGCCUACUUCUCGGUGCAAAGCACCCAGCGACGCAUAGAGAACGAAUUGAACCAAGUGGCUGAAACUUUGUCCGACUCAAGCUUUCCAGUCACCGACUCGGUGCUGCAAAAAAUGCGAGGCCUAUCCGGUGCAGAGUUCGUGGUCAUGCAGGGCGACUUUCGCAUCGUUUCCUCGAGUUCGCCCGAAGGCGAAUUCCAAGGCCUGCAGGAACAUCCAGACAUUUCUUCCGACGCAGCUUCCGUCUUCAGCAACACCAUUGCGUUGGGAGACAGGCGGUACUUUCACCGUGCCCUCGAAGUAAAGCUUUCCAGCACCGCCGGUCGCCCGACCACACUGCACAUUCUUUAUCCCGAAGCCAGCUACAACGAGGCCCUCCGAGAAGCCAUCCGUACGCCGCUGCUGGUCGGCUCGGGUGCCAUCGUCUUAGUCGUCGCCCUAGCCAUGGGCAUCGCCUCACGUGUCACUCGCCCGCUACGUCAACUGAAGCGCCAAGUGGGGAACAUUGCCCAAGGCGAUUUUCGCGCAUUGCCAGUCCCUCGACGCGACGACGAAAUCGCCGAUCUCAGCCGUUCGAUCAAUCGCAUGGCCACCAUGCUGGCCCGCUACGAAGGGGAAGUUCGCCAGAAUGAACGUCUCCGCACGCUGGGGCAAUUAGGUGGAGGCAUCGCACAUCAAAUUCGCAACUCGGUCACUGGCUGCUUGAUGGCUGUCGAGCUGCACGAGCGAAAAUGCCAUGUCGACGAAGAUCAAGAAGGCCUGGCCGUGGCAAAACGGCAGCUCGAACUCAUGGAACGUUAUCUGCAACGGUUCCUCGGGCUGGGACGCAGCGCAGACACACCACACGCCCCCACCAAUCUCAUCGAAGUCGUCGAUAACGUGCUCUCUCUUGUCUCGCCGACCGCCCGACACGUCGCGGUUCAAAUCAACUGGGAGCCUCCCAGCGAACCGGUCGUAAUCGAGGGCGAUGCCAACCUCUUGGAACAGAUGCUGGUCAACCUUAUGCUCAAUGCCAUUGAGGCCGCCUCGCAGGCUGCGGAUUCACUCACGCGGGAGGUCAGCAUUUCGCUCGCCAGCAACAACCAGCAAGCCACGUUAGAAGUGAGCGACUCGGGCAUGGGACCGGCCGCAGAAGUGCAAGCUCAACUGUUCGACCCGUUCAUCACCGAAAAGCCCGACGGGGUUGGCCUGGGUCUGUCGGUCGUCAAAGAAAUUGUCAGUUCACAUGGGGGCAACAUCCACUGGAAACGCGAUGACGCGGUGUCGAAGCUCUUAGUCGUCGACGACGAACAAAGCAUCUGCUGGGGUUUAAGUCAGCUUGGCGAAAGCAUCGGACACGAAGUCGUGACCGCCUCGUCGGCCGAGCAAGCCCUUCAGCUCACCGAACGCAUGUGCCCCGACGCCAUCGUGUUGGACGUACGCUUGCCCGGCAUGGAUGGCUUGGCCGCCAUGAAGCAUCUCCGCGAGCGGGUGGGCGAGGUACCCGUCAUCGUCAUCACCGCGUACGGCGAUUUAGACACCGCGGUUCAAGCCGUACGUAACGGCGCAUUCGAAUACAUCGUCAAGCCGUUCAAUCUCGACAAAGUACAAAGCGCCCUUACUCGGGCUCUGGUGACUCACGAGAAGACUACACCCCAACACAAACCCUCGGGCGGAGUUCACGGGCUCAUUGGGCAUUCGCUCGCCAUGCAAGAAGUCUUCAACCAAAUUGCCCUUUCGGCCGCCGCCGAUACCAGCGUGUUGCUCACAGGCGAAAGUGGUACCGGCAAAGAACUGGCCGCCAGGGCAAUACACCAAUACAGCCAUCGUGCCGAUGGGCCGUUCGUCGCUGUAAACAUCGCGUCGCUAAGCGAGUCGCUGGCCGAGAGCGAGUUGUUCGGCCACACCCACGGUGCGUUCACGGGGGCUGAACAAGACCGCGUUGGUCUACUCGUUCAAGCUAACGGUGGCACGCUAUUCCUCGACGAAGUGGCUGACAUCCCACUUCCCUCCCAGGUAAAACUCCUGCGGGCACUCGAACAUGGCGAAGUCGUUCCCGUGGGCUCGGUCGAAUCGAUCAAGACCGACUUCCGCAUCGUCUCCGCCACACACCAAGAUCUACUGAAGAAGGUUCAGGAAGGCACGUUCCGCCACGACCUGUACUAUCGCUUGGCUGCAUUCCGCAUCGAGCUGCCCCCGUUACGCGAUCGCCGCGACGACAUUCAAGACCUGGCCGAACACUUCCUCGCGGCCGCCACACAUGGGCGAGCAGACGCCUCCCGUGCCAUUUCCAAUCGGGCCUUGGCAGAACUUAAGAGCCGCCCUUGGUACGGAAAUGUCCGCGAGCUACGAAACGCCAUCGAACACAGCGUCAUCCUCGCCCGGGGUGGCGUGAUCGAGCCCUAUCACCUGCCCGAACCGAUUGAGUCUUCACCCAUCUCACCGACAGAAGGUGAGCUGCAAGUUGACGAAUCCGUGGCCACGCUCAUUCGCCGUUGGACCGAAGCCCAACUUGCCGACUCGGGAGAAGCUGCCGACCUGUACGAGCAACUUCUCGGGCUCGUCGAACCGCCGUUGCUCGCAGCCGUACUAGAAAAACACCGCGGCCAAUGUGCCGCCGCCGCCCGAAGGCUCGGCAUGCACCGCACCACAUUGCGAAAGAAGUUGGACCAAUACGCGAUCGAAGAGAGCUAA